GCGCGCCCUGCCUGCAACGCUGCCGCGGCACUCGACAGGCCCAGCUUCAUCACUUCUCAGUAUUUCCCAGUCUGCGUACAUCCCAGAUACGGCGACGAAGCCACAGCCAUCCACAGAUGGAGUACUCCCCCGCGAGGAUCUAACCACCAGCGUCGGCGUCUCGACACCUGCGCCGCCAGCUUGUUUGGCGCACGCGAGCAAAUCGACCGUUUCCAAUUCUUCUGAGCGCAAACCAUGGCCGCCGCCUACGUGACCGUGACGCCUGCUCUGGCCGAGCUAAUAAGCUCGCUACCACAGGAUGAAGUUCCGAUUAAGCUUCGCUGCGCUAUCUGCAGCAAACUGGCUGUCAACGCCUUCAGAACACCAUGUUGCGAGCAGAUGAUUUGCGAGAACUGCAAAACGGCCCUGCGAUCAACAUGUCCCGUCUGCGAACAUUCCCCAAUGUCGGCCGACGACUGCAAGCCUAACAAGGCUCUCCGCAUGACCACCAAGGCUUUCUUGAAGACUGCCGAGAAGAAGCGAGAUACCUCUCAGGCCAAGGAAUCGACGCCAUUGACGCCCGUUGACGCGAGACCUACCCCGACACUGGCCGUACCCGACGACAAGCCAUCCGUCGAAGAAGCCAGCGCAGAGACAGCGCCUGCAGAUCUCACCCAGGAGACACAACAUGAAGGGGAACAAUCUCAGGCAGAUGGCUCUCCCGACAAGCAGCAAACCGCUCUCGACACCGUGGGGCCCAACACGGAGCACACCCAUGCUGCAGAAGUUGAGAAUGAGCCGUCGGGCGAACAGGUGUCAGGGGAGGGUGGAAACCCGGAAGACAACCAAGCGGAAGAGCAAAACGAAUCGAAUGAGGACAAGGGAGACGAAGAGGCUGCUUCAGGAGAAGCAGACGGUGAUGAGAAUAAUCAAGACAACAGCCAACAGAAUCCAUCUUUCCCCAAUGGCCUCGGCUUUGGUGGUAACAUGAACGGAUCUUUCCCCAACAUGAACUUCGGUGGUGACUUCAACCAAAUGCAGAUGAUGAUGGCCAUGCAGAAUGGGAUGGCGCCCAACUUUGGCGCGUUUCCCAUGAUGGGAAUGCCAGGAAUGAACAUGGACCCUUCGAUGAUGAACAUGUACCAGAUGAGCAAUGGCUUCGGACCAGGCAUGGACAUGAGCAUGAUGAACGGCGGCAUGGGAGGUUUCAAUGGUAACAUGGGCGCCGAUGGUAACUGGAACGGACCGCAGUCGUGGAAUAACGGCCAGAAUAAUUACAAUCAUCCAAAUGCUUCGGGCAUGGGUAACGGUGAUUAUGGAGACUUUAACUCUGCCUACCAAGCAGGCUACAAUCAAGGUAAUUUUGGCCCUCACAACCAAUUCAAUGCCUAUCGCGGGAGGGGCUUCUAUCGAGGCGGCCGAGGAUUCCGUGGCCGCGGCAACUUCAAUAACUACGGCCGUGGUGGUUUUGGUUAUGGGCAGCAGGGAAACUUCCAGGGCCAGAACUACAUGAAUCAGCAAGAUGGCACGAACAUGAUGGACAAGGACUCAAAUGGCCCUCAGCCGCUCCCCAACGUAUCAUCGGGUGAAGGCGAGGGGGACAAGAGCAUUGAUGAGUUCGGCCGCACCAUCCGUCCCGAAGCGAGCCAGGACGGCGUCCAAGAUGCCGACAAGACGGAGUCAGUGCACGAGAAUGGAGACGGCAACACUAAGUCAGAAGCUUCAGGCACAGGAACAGAUCAUGCGGCCGGCGCUGGCCAGCGAAACGACCCAGACAAAGCAGCCUCAGCUGGUGGCGGUGUCAGCGGUGGUGAAGCAGCCUUUGCGCCAAACGGCAAUUUUGUACCUGCAGACCAAAGUAUGAGACCAGGUUCGGGGCCGCCUUUUGGCGGACAUCACUCUCGCGGUGGAAACUUUGGGGUCAUGCCUCCUCCGGCAGCCCCUGUGCCUGACGUACCUCUGAAUGCACCCAAGGGGCCAAAGGCCAUGCGUCAGGGUCUGCCAAACACCAGCUUGCUGAAUCUGCGAGCCAGAGGAUACCAGAUCCCCGGUGGCGAGAAUUUCAAGAGGGUUCAGAGUCCUAGUACGCCGGUAAAUGGCACUGCUACCCCAGUCGACGAUGACCGUGAGCAUCAUAGGUCGCGAAGUAGUUCUCCGCGGAAGGUCGAUCCGGAGCCUCGCCGUGAGCGAAGCACAAGCAGGGGCAAAGGCAGCAGGGACCAGGAACGAGACAGAAGUCGUCACCGAGACCGACACGACAGAGACCGCGACCGUUCCGAGUCAGCAGCCCCUUCACGCAGCCGUAGUGGCGAGCGCAGGGAUCGUAAGCGCAAGAGCCGCCGAGACCACUCUGCCUCGGAGGCUGAGCGAGACUACGACAAGGAGCGGCGUCACCGCCACCGCAACACCAAGAAAUAUCUCGAUGAAGACGAGGAACCUAGGUCACGGUCGUCCAGGGACGACAAGUACGGCGAACGAUCCAGAUCCGCCUCGCCUGCUGGGUCGCGCAAGGCGAGCCAUCGCAGCAGUCGCAAGGAGCGAGACUCAGAGAAACGGCGGGAUCGCGACAGGGAUCGCGAGAAGGACCGAGACCGUGAGCGGGACUACACUGAUGAUGACCACAAGCGCAAGUCGAGCCACCGCUCGUCACACCGAGACAGGGACAGAGAGCGCGAUCACGACCGCUCGGACCGGUCUGACCGCGACAGAGACCGAGACCGGGAGAAGGACAAGGACAGGGAGCGAAGACGAGAGCGCGAUCGUGAGCGCGACAAGGAGCGCGAGAAACGGCACAGCAAGCGGUCCACCGCUGAACCACCAACCCCGACGGAGCCGGCAGAGGACGUGAAGCCGUUCAACCCGCCCACCGGGCCCAGGGGCAGCAUAUCCAAGAACUACUCCAUCUUCAACGCGCCCUCCAAGGGCUUCGAGAUCAAGGGCGCCGCGUCCGCCAAGAACUCGACCAGCACCUCAUCCUCCUCCGCCACCAAGCAGCCCCCCUCGGGCCCGGCCGCAGACAGGGACCGGGACAGGGGGAGGGACAGGGGGAGGGACCACCACAGCCGGCGGUCCUCGUCGGUGGCGUCGGCAUCCAAGCCGUCCGGGCUCGACCCCCACGCGGCGGAGCGCGAACGGCGCAACCGCGAGCGCCUGCUGAAGGAGACGCAGCGGCUCGCUCAGUUUACGGGGCUGAAGCGGCGCAACGCAGACGACGCGGGCGGCGGCGGCAGCAGCGGCGGUUCCGACGCCAAGAGGAGCCGGACCCGGCGGGGCGGCCCGGUCGUGGACGAGGACGACGAGGCGAGACUCAAGAAGAGCGAGGCGGAGAGGGAGGAGAGCCGGUGGGGUUAGAGACCAGCCCUCACUCGGACAUGGUCAAAGAAGGUGCUUGGGCCUUGGGCCUUGUGGCAGCGUGACGGACGGGGGAGGUGGAUCAACCCAUCAGACAGUGAGAGCCAAGCAACAGCCAACCUCUUCCCAACAAGCUCUUUCUCUGAGGGCUACAAAUAGAAUUGGGGCCAUACCCUCCAAGGUCCUUGGUCAGCACCCCCGUCCAGCCAAACGAGCAGAAUCGUCCGGAGAGGUGGCUCGGAGCCUUCAUGUUCACCAUGUGUUGCAUAGGUUUCAGCAUCGAUUCUCAAGCCAGAAGAAAAGAUGACCUCAGUGGAGGGUGGCACUCAUUACCUAAAAUAAUCAAGUCCAGCUGGGCCAUGAGUUGUAUGAUUAGAGCACUUGGGGAUGUGGAACGCCGCCAGAAUGGAGGAGCCGCCAAGUACCUAGCUAAUGAUAGGGCACAAGUUGUGAUGAUUAGCUCAAUCGAAUUAUGAAACUA
Molecule: messenger RNA, 3811 nt
Organism: Diaporthe batatas
Lineage: Eukaryota; Fungi; Ascomycota; Sordariomycetes; Diaporthales; Diaporthaceae
Exons: 5
Coding region: 235-3330 (1031 amino acids)
Source: RefSeq, a predicted model, not a curated record